Messenger RNA from Vigna angularis (adzuki bean), 4905 nucleotides. RefSeq names its product putative disease resistance RPP13-like protein 1. Gene Ontology annotation, biological process: defense response to other organism. The coding region runs from base 320 to 3859 and encodes 1179 amino acids. NCBI's taxonomy places the organism in Eukaryota, Viridiplantae, Streptophyta, Magnoliopsida, Fabales, Fabaceae. Gene Ontology annotation, molecular function: protein binding; ADP binding. The record is from RefSeq and is a predicted model, not a curated record. The transcript is spliced from 2 exons.
AGAUCCUGAUCAUUUGGUGAAAGAUAGCUCGUAAAGCGUUGGGAAUAAUAGCUUUUAUUUCUCCUUUUUAUUUGUCACUGCUGAAUUGUUAUGUCAGACAACCAUUAUGGAUGACAGCUGUGAACAUUUUUAUGAUAAGAAAGACUCAACAAUUAUUGCUUCACUGUGUCCCACAAUCCUUUUUCCGUAUCAGGAUUUCAUACUUUCAUUCAUCACAACCGUUGAAUGAAUAUCCAACUGCCCACGUCUUCACUGAAAUACAGUCGUAAACUUCGAUUUCAAAUUACACACUUGCAUUCACCAUUUUCCAACUCCUACAAUGGCAGCAGAACUUGUCGGUGGUGCUCUUCUUUCCGCUUUUCUUCAAGUUGCAUUCGACAGGCUGGCUUCUCCUCAAUUCGUUGACUUCUUUCGUGGAAGAAAACUUGAUGAUAAGCUGCUCCGAAAUUUGAACAUCAUGCUCCACUCACUCAAUGCUCUGGCCGAUGAUGCAGAACAGAAGCAGUUCAGAGAUCCACACGUGAAAUCAUGGCUUUUUUCUGUCAAAGAGGCUGUCUUCGAUGCAGAAGAUCUCUUGGAUGAAAUUGAUUAUGAAAUCACCAGAUGCCAAGUGGAAGCUGAAUCAGAACCUCAAACCAUCAUUUACAAGGUAUCAAACUUCUUCAAUGCUACUUUCAGAUCAUUUAACAGGAAAAUUGACUCAGGGUUGAAAGAAGUCCUAGAAAAGUUAGAAUACCUUACAAGGCAAAAGGGUGCUCUUGGUUUGAAAGAGGGUACUUAUUCUGGUGAUAGAUCAGGUAGUGCAGUCUCACAAAAAUUGCCAUCAACUUCUUUGGUGGCUGAAAGUGUUAUUUAUGGCAGAGAUACUGACAAAGAAAUGAUCAUUAACUGGCUCACAUCGGAAACUGACAUCUGUAACCAACCAUCAAUACUUUCUAUUGUGGGUAUGGGUGGGUUGGGUAAGACCACACUCGUCCAACAUGUAUACAAUGACCCCAAGGUGGACGAUGCUAAAUUUGAUAGUAAAGCAUGGGUCUGUGUUUCAGAUCAUUUUAAUGCUUUAACAGUGGGAAAAACCAUUCUUGAGGCAAUCACUGAUGAAAAUGAUGAAAGUGGAAACCUGGAAAUGGUUCACAAAAAGCUAAAGGAAAAAUUGAAAGGAAAGAAAUUUCUUCUUGUUUUGGAUGAUAUUUGGAACCAAAGACGAGACGAAUGGGAAGCUGUACAAACUCCUCUUAGCUAUGGGGCUCCAGGAAGUAAAAUUCUUGUCACAACACGUGAUGAGAAAGUUGCUUCUAACAUGCAGUCUAAAGUACAUCGCCUAAAGCAAUUGCGAGAGGAUGAAUGCUGGAAAGUUUUUGAAAAACACGCAUCAGAAGAUUAUAAUCUUGAAUUGAACGAUGAACUAAAGGAGAUUGGUAGCAGGAUAGUUGAUAAGUGCAAGGGGUUACCUUUAGCUUUGAAAACAAUUGGAUGCCUUUUACGCACAAAGUCAUCAAUUUCGGAUUGGAAAAGCGUAUUGGUAAGCGACAUAUGGGACUUACCUAAUGAAGACAAUGAAAUUAUCCCAGCACUAUUUUUGAGCUAUCACCACCUUCCUUCUCAUCUUAAAAGGUGCUUUGCUUAUUGUGCCUUGUUCCCCAAAGAUUAUGAGUUUGUGAAGGAGGAGUUAAUUUUGUUGUGGAUGGCCGAAAGUUUUCUACAGUGCCCUCAAACUAGACAUCCAGAAGAAGUUGGUGAACAAUACUUUAAUGAUCUAUUGUCAAGGUCUUUCUUUCAACAAUCAACCACGGAAAAGCGUUUCGUAAUGCAUGACCUUCUGAAUGACUUGGCAAAAUAUGUUUGUGGGGACAUCUGUUUCAGGUUGAAAUUUGAUAAAGGAAAAUACAUACCGAAAUCAACCCGUCAUUUUUCAUUUGAAUUUGAUCACGUCAAAUGUUUUGAUGGUUUUGGGAGUUUAACUGAUGCUAAAAGACUACGUUCUUUUCUUCCAAUUACAGAAAUUGAGAGAACUUACCUUGGUUAUUAUCCUUGGCAAUUCAAGAUUUCGGUACAUGAUUUGUUCUCCAUGUUUAAGUUUUUACGCAUCUUAUCUUUCUAUAAUUGUUUGGGCCUUACAAAACUCCCAGAUUCUAUAGGUGAUCUUAAGCAUCUCCGUUCGUUAGACUUUUCACACACUGCGAUACAAAAACUACCUGACUCAACAUGUUUACUAUAUAACUUGCUAAUACUGAAGUUGAACCAUUGUUUAAGGCUGGAAAAGUUGCCCUCAAAUUUGCAUAAACUGACCAAAUUGCGUUGCCUGGAAUUCAAAAAUACAAAGGUGACAAAGAUGCCUAUGCAUUUUGGAGAAUUGAAGAAUCUUCAAGUACUGAAUAUGUUUUUCGUGGACAGAAAUAAUGAGUUUAGUACUAAGCAGCUAGGAAGACUCAGGCUUCAUGGAAGGCUAUCAAUUAAUGAGGUGCAGAAUAUUACGAAUCCUUUGGAUGCAUUAGAAGCAAAUUUGAAAAAUCAACACCUUGUGGAGUUAGAGUUAAAAUGGAACUCAAAGCACAUCCUUAAUGAUCCAAAGAAAGAAAAGAAAAUACUUGAGAAUCUACAGCCUCCCAAACAAUUGGAGGGUUUGGGUAUAAGCAACUAUGGUAGUACACACUUCCCAAGUUGGUUAUUCAAUAAUUCAUUAACAAAUUUGGUAUUCUUACGGUUGGAGGAUUGUAAAUAUUGCAUAUUUUUGCCUCCCCUUGGACUAUUGUCAUCUUUGAAGACCCUCGAAAUCGUAGGGCUUGAUGGAAUAGUGAGCAUUGGUGAUGAAUUUUAUGGGAGCAAUGCUUCUUCAUUCAUGUCCUUAGAAAGAUUGGAAUUGUACGACAUGAAGGAAUUGAGAGAAUGGAAAUGUAAAACUACUUCUUUUCCACGUCUUCAACAUCUGUCUAUGGAUCACUGUCCCGAGCUGAAAGGUCUGUCAGAGCACCUUCUUCAUUUAAAGAAACUAGUUAUCGGUUACUGUGAUAAGCUCAUCGUUAGCAGAAACAACAUGGACACGUCAUCGCUUGAACUCUUGAAGAUUUGUUCGUGCCCUCUUACGAAUAUUCCCAUGACCCAUUAUGACUUCCUUGAAGAAAUGGAUAUAGAUGGCGGUUGUGACUUUCUUACAACCUUUUCGCUAGAUUUCUUUCCAAAUCUCCGUUCACUUCAACUAACCAGAUGCCGAAACCUGCAAAGAUUUUCACACGAGCAUACUCAUAAUCAUCUCAAGUACUUCAUAAUUGAGAAGUGCCCUCUAGUUGAAUCAUUUUUCAGUGAAGGGUUAUCUGCACCGUUGUUACAAAGAAUUGAAAUUCGGAGAGCGGAGAAUUUAAAGUUGUUGCCAAAACGAAUGGAAAUCCUGCUUCCAUCCCUUAAUGAAUUGUUGAUAAUUGAUUGUCCAAAAGUGGAGACGUUCCCAGAAGGAGGUUUGCCAUCAAAUGUAAAACAUGUGUCUCUUUCAAGUUUAAAACUUAUAGCCUCCUUGAGAGAGUCAUUGGAUGCAAACACAUGUCUUGAAAGCUUGUCUAUUGGAAAGUUGGAUGUUGAGUCGUUUCCUGAUGAAGUUUUGCUACCUCACUCUCUCACUUCUCUACAAAUAUUUGAUUGCCCAAAUCUUAAAAAGAUGGAGUACAAGGGUCUCUGUGACCUCUCUUCUCUCACACUUCUUCACUGCCCUGGCCUUCAAUGCUUACCAGACGAGGGUCUGCCCAAAGCCAUCUCUUCUCUUACAAUUUGGGACUGUCCAUUGCUCAAACAACGUUGUCAGAAUCCGGAAGGUGAAGACUGGGGAAAGAUUGGUCACAUUGAAAAAUUGAUUAUUAGGACAUUAUGAAAAUCGUGAAGGCAUUGAAGUGCAAACGUUAUGCCAUGUAGCAUCGACUGGGGAAAGAUUGCUCUGUAGUUUGGAGUAAUGGCUGGAUCGUCAUCCUUUAGAAAGGGUCCUUGGAAGAAAUAGAUUUGGUUUGCAGGAUUGUGGAAAACCUUUUCACAAAUGGGUUCUUUUAAUUGUAUAUCUGUGUACCAAAAGGGGACAAUGAAUGUGCUAAGAAACAUCAAUUUUAUGAAUAGCUUCUUUAAUGAAUUUCAAACACUAGAUAUUAAGAAACAGGUUUUAUGCUGCACGUCACACUGCACAUCAAUGCUCUAGCUGAUGAUGCGAAACAGAAACAGUUCAGAGAUCCACGCUUGAAAACAAGGCUUUAUGCUGUCAAAGAGGUCAUGUUUGAUGUAGAGGAUUUCUUGGAUGAAAUAGACUAUCAACUCACAAGAUGCAAAGUGGAAGUCGAAUCUGAACCUCAAAUUUUCGUUUAUAAGGUAUCAGAUUUCUUCAAUUCUACUUCCAGUUCAUUUAACAAGAAAACUGACUCGGGGAUGAAAGAAGUCCUAGAAAAACUAGACUAUCUAGCAAGGCAAAAUGGUGCAUUUGGUUUCAAAGAAUGUACUUAUUCUGGUGUUGGAUCAAGUAUUAAGGUAUAACAGAAAUUGCCGUCAACUUCUUAAAGAGGGGCUGUUUUGUGUUCCUUGCUGUGUUCUCCAUGUAAAAAAAUGAAGAAUCAAUUCACCAUCUAUUUUUUUAGUGUACUACUGUUGUUUAUCUUUGGUCUUGGCUGCAGGGGAUUUUUUCUUUUACGCAUUGUUUGAACUCAACUCAGCUUGUUGAUUUUAUCAAGUCUCCCGCAGUAGUGCUCUAAUAAAACUUGUGUGAUUAGCAGCGGUGAUUUACACUGCUUGGAUGAUUUGGAGAUUGAAGAACUAUGGCAUAUUUCAGAAUAAUGUUUCACAACUAAGAACUGUUCAAAAUAUAACUAUAUAGCAUUGUUCAACAUAUAAAGGAUUUUUGGUUUUGAAAUUUUUUGACAUCAAUACUAGCCCCGAGAA